Molecule: messenger RNA, 2010 nt
Organism: Pistacia vera
Lineage: Eukaryota; Viridiplantae; Streptophyta; Magnoliopsida; Sapindales; Anacardiaceae
Product: ankyrin repeat-containing protein BDA1-like
Exons: 3
Coding region: 46-1518 (490 amino acids)
Molecular function (GO): protein binding
Source: RefSeq, a predicted model, not a curated record
GAUAGAUGAAAAAUAAAGGAAAAAGGAAUAGAACAAUCAUCAGAAAUGGAGAUAGGAGCUGAGGAAUCUAACAAUACUCAAACGCUGUAUGAAGCAAGCAUGAGGGGAUGUGUAGCCACGUUGAACACAUUGAUUCAGAAUGAUCCAUUCAUUCUCCAUAAAAUUUCACUCACUGCCUUCACUGAAACUCCCUUACACAUCUCAGCUUUGCUUGGUCAUGUUGAAUUCAGUAAGGCUCUUGUGAGCCAAAAACCUCAACUUGUCACGGAGUUGGACUCAUUCAAACGCUCGCCUCUUCACUUAGCUUCUGCUGAGGGCCAUACUGAGAUUGUCAAAGAGCUGUUGCAAGCAAAUAAGAAGGUUUGCUUGGUUGCUGAUGAAGAGGGCAGAAUUCCUCUCCAUUUGGCUGCGAUGAGAGGGAGAGUUGAGGUGAUACAAGAGCUGAUAAGCGCAAAACCUGAGUCAAUUCUUGUGCAAAUCAACGGAGAAACAGUUUUACAAUUGUGUGUUAGGUAUAAUCAUCUGGAUGCUCUGAAACUACUGAUGGCAUCAGUCAAUGAUGAGGUGUUUCUCAACUCCAAAAACCUUGAAGGCAACACUAUCUUGCAAGUCUCUGCCAUGUUGAAACAAUUUGAGACUACAAGGUACUUGCUUUCAGUACCAAAGAUAAAAGUAGAUGUCAACUCCUUGAUCGAGAAUGGCUUUGCAGCAAUUUACAGAAACGGCACAAUUCCAAGGAAUUUGCAAAAUCCUAUUACUGAGACAACCACCAAAGCUCAAAGCACUCGAUCGGCCACCAAAAAAUCAAAAGCUGCUCUCAAGAAAGAAGCAAAAUCUCAUGCAGCAUUAUUGUCAUCAACGACAUAUGACUGGAGCAAAAAGGUAAUGAAGUACAAGAGUAACAAUUAUGAAAAUAUAAGAGGCAACUUGAUAGUGGUGGCCACAUUGAUUGCAGCCAUGAGUUUUCAAGUGGCAACAAAUCCACCAGGUGGGGACUGGAAAAGUGACGGAACCAAUAAAAAAGAUCAAAACUGCACAAUUGGAGCAGUAAACUGCAUUUUUAAAACUUCAAUAAAUGAAUACACUCAUGACAAGCUAGUAUUUUUCAGCACUCUCUCAUUUUCAGCAUCACUAAGCAUAAUCUUGUGGCUUAUCAGUGGAGUUCCUCUCAAAAACAGAGUUUCAGUGGGGAUUUUGCUCAUAGGAAUGUGGGCUACAGUGCUGUUUGUUGCAGCUACAUAUUAUUUAUACAUCAGCUUGGCUAUGCCACAUGAUUCACAAGAUCAAUAUGAUCACGUAUUUGAUUUUAUUAGUGUUUGGUACUUAUGGCUUUGGGCUGGGUUGCUUGCAGUCAUAAUUGCGAUUCAUACGCUUAGAUUUUGUUGGUGGGUGGUGAAGAAGCUGUUCAUGGGUGUAGUUUAUAUAGUUAGAUGUUGCUGUUGCUGUUGCUGUUAUAAGAACAAAAAGAACCAACACCAUGAUCAGAUUAUGAGCUUCAUAAGAUGUAACAUCUACUAGUGACAGUGCUUCCUGCCUGCCUUCGAGUGUGCAAUGUGAUAAUUCUCCUUGAAUUCAAGCAAAUUAAGCAAGAGAUAGAAAGGCUUGUACCUCAUCAUGUUGCUGCAAUAUAGCAGAUACUUGCAAGAUAGUGUUGCCUUCAAGGUUUUGGGAGUUGAGAAACUCCUCAUCUUCAACUGAUGCCACCAAUACUUUCAGCGAAUCCAAAUGAUUUUACCUAAAACACAAAUGUAAAACGCAUAUAGUUGGUUAUUUCCAUAAGAAAACGCAUAUUCAAGGUUAAGCCACGCGAUGACAUUUUACUUGUGUGUAAUAUGUCAUGUUUUUAAAUUUUCCGCUGCAAGACUUGUGUUUUUCUAUCAUGUAGUUUAAUUCGUGUUUUCUUUGGAUUGUAAGGAAUUUGAAAAUGUCUUAUACCAUAUGUUUUCCCUUGGUUUGCAAGAAAGUACUGUGUAUGUUUAUGAUGAAUGAAUGAGGAAAUGUUGAUGAAAU